Molecule: messenger RNA, 729 nt
Organism: Pteronotus mesoamericanus
Lineage: Eukaryota; Metazoa; Chordata; Mammalia; Chiroptera; Mormoopidae
Gene: SPATA46
Product: spermatogenesis associated 46
Exons: 3
Coding region: 1-729 (242 amino acids)
Biological process (GO): fertilization
Cellular component (GO): nuclear membrane
Source: RefSeq, a predicted model, not a curated record
AUGGAGCGCUUCUCGCUGCUCAGCCUCUCGGGAGCCCGGACCGCUCCCUCCGCUCCGACCGCUUUUCCCGGCCUGACGUCCCCACGUGCCACCAGCUUGCCAGACAUCGCCAAGCCCGUGCCCCCCACGGAGGCGCCCAGCCCGGCGCAGGCCCCGCCCCUGCCGCCGCACACGAGCAGCGCGCUCCGCCCCGGGGUGGUGCUCUCGCCAGGCUGCGCCCUGGGGGACCCCCAGGACGGGGCGCGGCCCCAGCGGAGCUGCACCAUCUACCGGCCCUGGUUCUCCCCGUACAGCUACUUCGUGUGCCUGGACCAGGGGAGCCGCCCGGAGGCCCGGGGCCUCCCUGAGCUGCCGUGGGGCGAGGGCCGGGGGGACGGCCGCCUCCCCGAGGACGCGGCAGACAGCGCCUGCUCGUCCUCCUCCUCCCCGGAGCACACGGGCCUCCGGGCGGCGGCAGCGGAGCCCAGGCCCGGCCCCGACGCCUCGGACCACAUCACCUCCCAGGACCUGCUGAGGGCUUCUCGGGGGCUGCCCACCCAGCAGGGCGGGUUCAAGUGUGUGGCCUGCUGCCGCAUGUACCCCACCCUGGGCUCCCUCAGGAGCCACGUCCGCUGCGGCUUCCGGGAGGGCUUCAGCUGCCGCGUCUUCUACCGCAAGCUCAAGGCCCUCUGGGCCCAGCCCGCCGACUGGCUGUCCUCGUCCUCGGGCGGCUGCCGGGCCCACACGUAG